AUUCUCGGGAUCUGAAGAUGGCUGCACAGUCAGCGCCGAAAGUUGUGCUAAAAAGCACCACCAAGAUGUCUCUUAAUGAGCGGUGAGGCAGCCAACAGCAACUUCAGCUCGUUCAUAAGAAAACAUUACUUAAAUUGGCCCUGGGGUCCAAUGCACAAAAGCCAGUUUUAAACUAAAUACCAACAGAAGGCUACAGACCUCUGUUCUUAGUUGCAUCUCAUGUGGUACACAAAGCAAAUUGGGCGGUUGUCUCAAAACCCCUUAUCAGUAGAUUUUUAUGGUAAGCUGUCUGAAAUGCUUGUCUGGUGGGGUGCAUUUUAAAAAGACUCCUCGCACCCUCCCUUUUCACGUUUUUUAACAUUGAUACAGGGACGGUGCAGCUCAGUAGCACAGUGCCCUGGCUACGGUAGGCUUGCUGCCCAGUCCAAGGCCAGCAGUGUUGUGUCUGGCCUGUAAGAGGCAGGUAGCAAGCCGUGAAUAUGUCCAAAGGCCCUCGAAUGCCAUUCUUGGGCCUUGUAAGAGGCACUUGCUUUUGCUCCGUUUCACUUUCUUUCCAUUCUGCUUUUAGUUUGUUUCUGUUUUGGAUUCUUUUACAGUUCAGUGUUCUUCUCGUCCAUUCAGCUUCUUUGCAGGAAUAAUAGAAGAGGGUCUUCACAAGCUCUUGAACGCUUGAGCUAAUCUAACUUAUUCAGAAGUAAUCACAUAGAGUCCGAAAAGUAAUCAUUUGAGACUAAGUAAAGGAAAGGCAGUUUCUAGCUACGAGAGCUCUGUUCAUCGAGUGCUUUUGACCAGUUAUUUUAUUGACUCGAUAUUAGACCACUAAAAGGUUUACGUAAUAUUUGUUUUUGCCUUUUCUGAAGCAUAUGUGCUUCUCCUAACUAACCUCUUAGGGUUCGAUACUGUAAUUCUGCAUGUUCACGUGUCAUUAAGUGAACAACGUAUAAGAAAGUGGAACGCACUCCUAAAUUUCGUAUGCGUGCAUUAUUCCCAUGGGCUUGGAAGGUGCUCUAGUUGUUGAUAGUCUUAAAAUGGACCCUCAGAUCUCCCGAGGUGUUGGCUUUCUUCGUUUGUCUUCGAAAUUGCAUCUUCUGUCUCAUGUCGCCAUAUCUGCUCACUGCGUGUUUUUCAUGCCUUCCGCCUCUCUAAAAGCCGUUACCUGAGCCCUCGUCAUCACUCGUGAUUGAAUGUGCCGCACUUAGCUGCAUUUCUGAGUUUCCGGUUCGUGCACGUGUGUGGAAGCAGCGGAGUCUAGCCCGCAUCAGCCUUGCUCUAAGUGUACCACUUUACUUAAAGUUCGUGGGAUCUGGAGCUCCUGGUCUAGCGAGCCAUGAAAAUGCCAAUAAAUGUUUUGUAAUAAAGCUUUUAUUUAAACAUCCAUUUUGUUCGACCUUGAAGCUUUACUAAUAUGCUGAAGAACAAACAGCCGAUGCCAGUGACUAUUCGGGCUUCGAUGCAGCAACAGCAGCAGCUAGCCAGUGCCAGAAACAGAAGACUGGCCCAGCAGAUGGAGAAUAGACCCUCUGUCCAGGCAGCAUUGAAACUCAAGCAGAGCUUAAAGCAGCGCCUGGGUAAGAGUAACAUCCAGGCACGGUUAGGCCGGCCCAUAGGGGCCCUGGCCAGGGGAGCGAUCGGAGGACGAGGCCUGCCCAUAAUCCAGAGAGGCUUGCCCAGAGGAGGACUCCGUGGGGGACGCGCCACGAGAACCCUGCUUAGGGGCGGGAUGUCGCUCCGAGGUCAAAACCUGCUUCGAGGUGGACGAGCCGUAGCUCCCCGAAUGGGCUUAAGAAGAGGUGGUGUUCGAGGUCGUGGAGGUCCUGGGAGAGGGGGCCUAGGGCGUGGAGCUAUGGGUCGUGGCGGAAUCGGUGGUAGAGGUCGGGGCAUGAUAGGUCGGGGCAGAGGGGGCUUUGGAGGCCGAGGCCGAGGCCGUGGACGAGGGAGAGGUGCCCUUGCUCGCCCUGUACUGACCAAGGAACAGCUGGACAACCAGUUGGAUGCGUACAUGUCGAAAACGAAAGGACACCUGGAUGCCGAGCUGGACGCCUACAUGGCACAGACAGACCCCGAGACCAACGACUGAGGCCUGGCUGCCCUCCUGCGAGAGAGACUCUUGCUAAAGUUACCACCUCUGUAAAUAACCUUGAGAUAACAGAUGAGAAGAAACCUGAUCGAUGCCGGAAGGACCUGUCACAAUAGGCUGUGGACUUAACUUGCCACCAGUUUGUGCAUUUAGUGUGUUCCUUUUACUUUUUUGAUACUGUGUUGUAUGAAACCCUUUUAUCCUGACUUGGGUUUGGUUUUGUUGUUUGGGUUUUUUCCCCCGCCCCCCUUCUCCCAGACUUUUUAUUUUAAACAUGACUAUGUCAGCCUCGAGGCUAAGACACCCUCUUUCCACCUCUGCCUCCCAUCACCUGUCACGUGCUCUGACAUUCUGACUUUUCUGAAAAGUCCCAGAAAGAGCCCAUCAGUGGUCCUCCCUAGUGCCUAGGUUUCUGAGAAACGGUUCUGUCCCACAUCACUUUAGAAAGCCUCUUAGAAGUGUUUAGAAAAUCUAAAGUUCAAAAGUGCGUUCUACCACGUUGACAUUUUAAUAAGCUAGGAACGUUGGCCUGGUGACAGGACCACCUAAGCGGUUACGUGAGGUAACCGCUGCUGCCGUGUGCAUCCACACCCGUGUGUCGUGUCCGGUACGUGCACACUUCCCACCCUGGAGGCAGGUGACCGACUUCCCUCUGGACUUUGCGUCACGUCCAAAGAGUGCUGUUGGGUCGGCUUCCGCCCGCGAGAGGGGAAAGCCACGCGGGUCGGCAGGUGGCUUGGGAGGACGGGGCUGGAAGUCGAGGCAGGUACCUGCCGGGAGGGGUCGGAAGAGACCCAUGCCGAGUGCUCUUGGCCUUAUGUUUGCCCCUGGCCCGUCUCGGCUUUCUCCAUACAUUGGUUUUGUGUGACCCUCUUCUUUCUCUCGAAGGUUUAAGUUCAACCAUAUUCCGUCGGCUGUUCCAGUUUCAAUGGAAUUCUUGUAUUUCUGCUUUAUUACAAGAAAUUGUUCUCUCAAAUCCA
Molecule: messenger RNA, 3057 nt
Organism: Pteropus alecto (black flying fox)
Lineage: Eukaryota; Metazoa; Chordata; Mammalia; Chiroptera; Pteropodidae
Gene: CHTOP
Product: chromatin target of PRMT1
Exons: 4
Coding region: 1406-2077 (223 amino acids)
Source: RefSeq, a predicted model, not a curated record